Messenger RNA from Malassezia sympodialis ATCC 42132, 2562 nucleotides. RefSeq lists its product as uncharacterized. Gene Ontology annotation, molecular function: phosphatase activity. The record is from RefSeq and is a predicted model, not a curated record. Lineage: Eukaryota; Fungi; Basidiomycota; Malasseziomycetes; Malasseziales; Malasseziaceae. Gene Ontology annotation, biological process: dephosphorylation.
AUGCCGUCCCUGGUGUAUGCGGUAGCGGCACUGGCUGCGCCUGCGAUGGCGCUCGCGCGCGCAACACUUCUUCUCAACUUGCCAGCCGGCAACGUGCGUGGACCUGUUACCAUCCACAGCGCCGAUGCUCACCAGGUGCUCGCGCACCACUUGGGCGUCAACGUUCCGGCCCUGCCACGCACGGCCGGUGACUCGCCCCAUAUGUGGCACCACCUGCCGCAUGACUGUGCAAAGUAUAGUCUCAAGGACCUUUUCGAGCCCCAGGCGCCCCGCAGCGGCGUCCUUGUGACAUUCCAUGGCCUCGAUGAUGAGCACGGUACGUCUGCCACGCUGACCUGUACAGACCUAUUCCCCGCCUCGCUCGUGCCAACGCACGAGGUGCCGAGCCACCAAGUGCCCUCAAAUGAGGCGCUAGACCACCUUGCCUCCCUGUACGAGGAGGCUGCGACGGGUGCGCAGCGCGUGUUGGCUGCGCCGCGGCCCGAGGCCACGGCCCUCGAGCGCCUGGCGCACGAGCUGUCUAGCAUCGAGCAGCUCGUCCAAGGUGCACAUGCGGACCUGGAGGCAUUCGCUCGCGCGCGCAUCUCGGCGCUCGCCGAUGUCAAGCGCGAGUUUGGUGCCCACAGCCAGACGUUCCAAGACGCCAAGGCGCAAGUGAGGCAGGUUCUUGCCUCGCUUGUGCACCGUGCCGAGCAGCUGGCCGGCACUCGUGUCGCCCUGGUUCAUACAUCCGAGGCGAAGGACCCCGCGCUGCAGCGGCGCACACAGUCGCCUCUCCCGUUGAAGACCGCCCCGCAGCCGAUGCGCGAGUGGGCCGCCUUCGCAGCCAUGGACCAGGCUCCCAAGAGCUGCUACACACAGCGCGAGCAGCUCGAGGCCGCAACAAACACGUGUAGCUUGCGCGGUACGCCCGUCCAGACGACCAAGGGCGGCAAGCUGUGCUGGCGGUGCAAGUGCAUGCCGGUACGCGAGGGUGGCCGCACGCGCUUCUUUGCCGGCGCCGCGUGUGAGAAGGACGACUAUUCAUCACAGACCCUCCUCAUUAUCGGCACUGUCGCCGCUCUGUACGUCGCCAUCGUUGCAAGUAUUGCUCUUCUCUACCGCGAAGGCCAGAAAGAGCUCCCUGGCACGCUUGCGAGCAUAUCUCUGACGAUCUCGUUUAGUCAGCGUAGCGGCUGCCCUGCGCACGAAGACCGAGAGUCGUUUUUCAUGUCGCCCACCCCGACGGUGGCGGAGGGAGUGGCCGCUCCUCUGCCCACGGGGCGGGGCCAGUUCUCCCGUACUUUGGGCUGGCGUGAUCCACCGCCGCAUCUGGAGCUGCUCCAGGCGGCGUACGUGCUGCGGCACGGCGAGCGCACGCCGGUUCGACGCCGGCUCACUACGGCUGACCCACCUGUAUCGUCGACGUGGAAUUUAUGCCAUACAUCGAGGGAAUUCGAGCGCUCAGUGCUGCAUAUGGUGGGCACAGAUCGCCUCCCGGCCUUGACGCAAAUUCAGCGCCGUAUCGAGGUCGCGGGGCAGCCUGGCGAAAGCCCCGAGAUCGGUCAGCAGGGCGACUGUCUUCUCGGUGAGCUGACCGACGUUGGGCGGCUUUCGAUGUUGCGCCUCGGUCAGGCCUUGCGCAAGCGCUACGUGGACCUGGAACACCUACUUCCUACGACGCUGGUGGCCGGUGACCAGGACAAGCUGUACCUGCGCAGCACUGCUAUGGGCCGCACGAUCCAGAGCCUCGACCAGGUCAUCACCGGGCUAUUGGGCCCGCAGAACCACGCAUUUGUGCCGCACGAGUACAUCCGAAAUCCCCUCGACGAGGAUAUGCUCCCAUACCCCCGCGGCUGCCGUCGGCUGCACGCGCUCAUGCAAAAGUACGCGGCUGAAGCCGCGCGACUGUACAACCCUGUCCUUGCACGCUACGACCACCUCGUUUCGCCAAGCGACUGCGGCCAUCUGCCCCGUGUCAAUGCGAGCCCCGCGGUGAGUGGUCUCAUCGAUACGAUCCGGUCGCUGGAAGCACAUGCGUUGCCUAUACCCCCAGCAUUCCAGGAUCCGUCGCUGCUGGAGCUCAUGGAGCGCGCCGUACUACACGAGUGGUUCGGCGGCUACCGCGCACCCGACCCCGAGGAACGCCGGCAGUACCGGCGCCUGGCCCUCGGGCCGUUUGUGGAGAGUCUCUACCGGCCGAUGGAACGCCGCGCGGUGCGGGGCGACGCGGAGCCGCUACGACUCUCGGUGUUCCUCGGGCACGAUGCGACGCUCGUCGGACUGUGUCACAUUCUCGAUGUGUUCAAUGAUCGCUGGCCCGCGUUUCACGCGGGGCUGGCCAUCGAGCUCUUCCGCGAUCGCAAAGAAACGGCGCCUGCGACAGAGCAGCACCAGCCGGGCUACUACGUACGCUGCCGGUACGGCGACGAGGAGCUGCGCCUGCCUGGUUGCCGCGCCCCUGGGCAGCACUAUCCAGGGCGCCCCGAAUUGUGCUCACUGGAUGCGUUCCGUGCGAUCAUGGUCGACAGGCUGCGGCAUCCCCAGCAACUGACCAUCCAGGAUGAAUGCAAUAUGAUAUGA